Messenger RNA from Strongyloides ratti, 3696 nucleotides. Its product is annotated as Helix loop helix protein 106. The record is from RefSeq and is a predicted model, not a curated record. Bases 1 to 3696 code for a protein of 1231 amino acids. NCBI's taxonomy places the organism in Eukaryota, Metazoa, Nematoda, Chromadorea, Rhabditida, Strongyloididae. The transcript is spliced from 6 exons. Gene Ontology annotation, biological process: regulation of transcription by RNA polymerase II. Gene Ontology annotation, cellular component: nucleus. Gene Ontology annotation, molecular function: DNA-binding transcription factor activity, RNA polymerase II-specific; RNA polymerase II cis-regulatory region sequence-specific DNA binding; protein dimerization activity.
AUGACAUCCAAUAAUAAUAGCUAUAUAAACUACAAACCAUCUCAUUAUAAUACAUUUGAAUCAUCAAAUUUAAUUGAAGAUAACUUUACAUUAGAUUAUGUUAAACCACAGGAACUUGAUGAAUUGAUAAAUGAAGAUAAUUUAUUAAAUGUCCUUCAACCUGAAGGUUUGAAUGAAAUAAACAAUAUUGUUGAUUCAAUUAAAAAUGAUGAAUUAAAUAUGUAUUCAAAUAAAAAUUAUAUAGAAAUUCCUUAUUUUUCUAAUACAACAAAUGUUAAUGAUUAUAAUAAUUUUCAUAUUCAAAAUGAAUAUCUUCAAAAUAAUCAAUUUUCAGAAGGACAAACAUACCAAUCAAUGAAAAAUACAGAUAAUUUAAUAAAUAAAUAUGACUAUUCAUUUGACAUGCCUUAUCAAAAUACAAGUUUUUAUAUUAAUAAGAAUAGUCAAUUUAUUCCAAAAAAUACAUUUGAAUGUAUGUCAAACAAUAUGAAGGUAGCACCAUUACAAGAAAAUAAGUUUGACUUUUACCCAGAAAGAAAAUUUAAUUAUCAUAAUGGUGAUGUUUCUCCAUCUCAAGUUAACAAUAAUUUAUCACCUAUAUCAUUUACCAGUUUUUCUUCUGAAUCAUUUGACCAACAAAAUAUAGAAUAUAAUAGUGUUAACUCAUCACCAAUAUCAAAUGAAAGUUUAUUUCAUAGUACUUUUACUACACCACCAUUGUCAAAAAAUAUUUAUACAACAACAAAUUCAUUUGAAAAUUUAGAAACAGUUAAAAAUGGUUUUAAUAAUCAAAUUACUAAUGAUUUUAAAAAUAUAAAUUAUACAGAUAACACAAAAUCUCAAUCAUUUAAUAAUGACAUCAUCUCUGAGGAUGAUUUUGAUGAAAAAAUUGAAGAAUUAAUUAGAGAAGCCCCAAAAAAAUCAACAACAUUUAAAAAUCAAAAAAAUAAUAAAAGAAAAAAGAGGAAUGAUUUGUAUACGGAGGAUUAUAAUGAUUUUACAGAAGAUAUCACUAUGAGUAACGAUUAUGAAGAAAGGGUAAAUAAUUUUAAUGUUGAUGAGAUAACCUUUGAUAGGACAAUGAGCUUAAAAGAUAGAAAAGAAAAUGAAAAAGAUUAUGAUAAUGUGAUAAAAAAACCUAAAACAGAACGGAGAAAGGCUCAUAAUUUGAUAGAAAAAAAAUAUAGAUGUUCAAUUAAUGUUCAAAUUAAUCAACUUAAAGAGAUUGUUGCAAAAAAAGAUGAAAAAUUAAGUAAAUCAGCAACAUUAAAAAAGGCUGUUGAUAAAUUAAAUUCUUUAAUGGAUGAGAAUGAACAACUUUAUUAUCAAAUAGAUAAAUUAAAACAAGGAUUAAAAAGUGUUUAUGAAGUUAAUUUGAAAUUACGAUCAAAUCAAAAUGAAAAAAAUUCAUCAUUAAAAAGUCCAUCUAAUAGUGAUUAUUUUUCUGGAAGUGAUACAGCAUCCCCACCAAUAAAAAAUAUCCAAUAUCGAAAAAAUUUUAAUGUUAGAAAUCAACAAUAUUCUGGUAGUACAUUUAUUGAUAAACUUGGUAUACCAAUACCAGAUGUUUCAUUAAAAAAAACAAAAAGUCAGAUGAAAAAAGUUAUGGAUAAUAAAUCUAGAGUUACAUUAUGUAUUUUUAUGUUUUGUAUGCUAAUUUUUAAUCCAAUAUCAAUAUUUUCAUUUAAAACAUACUCAAAUCAAUCUUCAAAUAUUAGAACAUCAUAUUUUCAAAAUAGUAAUAAUUUAACAACUAAAAAUAUAUUAUCUUUUUCUCAUAGAAUUUUAAAUGAAAUAAAUAAUCAAACAGCAAUUAAGAGUGCACAUGUUGCUGCAAUGGUUAAUGAAACAGCAAAUAAGGCAAGACAUUGGUAUCAAAAUACAAUUAUGGAAAAUACUUAUAUAUGGGGAAUGAAUGCUAUAAUAAUAAUUAGUAUUUUAUAUAAAUUAUUAGUAUCAGGUGAACCAGUAACAGAUUAUAAUUCACCAUCAUGGGAAACUUUUAUAAAAUUAAAAAAAAGUGCAUCAACAGCUAUAAGUAAAGAUAUGCUUGGUAGACCAAUUCCAAAAAGAGGUUUUGAUGAAUUAUUAACUGUAUUUUGGCAAAUAAUACGCCAUCUUCUUAAUAGUGUUUGGGUUGGAAGAUAUUUUUCAAGAAGAAAACGUUCACCAACACAACUUAGUGAUGCUGUUUGUAAAAGUCAUGCUGCCACUGCAUUAGUCUAUCAUCAAUUACAUCAAUUACAUUUAAUUAUGGAAGAUUCUAAUAGUAGUAAUAAUUUAAGAGGUUUAAAUUUAGUAUUAAAUGCUGUAAAUUUAUCAGAAAGUGCUGGUAUCUCAAAUGAUAAAUUAACACAUGCACAAAGAGCAGAUAUUUAUAUUAAUGCCUCGAUCAGAGUUCGCCUAUCAUUUCCAAGUUAUAUUGGUAAUUUAAUUGGAAAAUAUUUUAUGAGACGAGCCAAAAGACAUGUCCGUAAAGCAGCAUUUAAAAAUGAAAAAUUUUUAGCUUUAAAUUGGGUUUUUACUUCUCAUGGAAAAAAAUUUUUAAGUGAUAUUGCAAAUGUACAUGAAAUGAUUAAAAAUAUUAAAGUUAAUAGUAAUAUUAAAACAUAUUUUUGUAGAAAAUAUACAAAUGAAGAGAUGAAACCUUUAAAUCAUUUAACAAUAUUAUUUAAAGCAGAUUUAAUUGAACAAUUGAUAGAUAAAUAUCAGACAAAUAAAAAAACAAGUUCAUGUUCCAAUUCAUUUAAUGUAUCAGAAACAAUUCAAUUAUUACUUUCAAUAGGUUCCUGUCCUUAUGAUUAUAAUAAUAUUAAUACAAAUUUAGUAGAUUGUACAGAUGCUAGUCUUCUAGAUUGGAAUAUAGUAUUAGAUAAUUAUGAAUUUUCUGAUGAAAUAACAUCAUGGUGGACUCAUCUUUUAAGUGCUGCUUUAUAUUGGAAUAUGGGACUUAAAAUGAAAGCACAAACACAUUAUGCUGUUGUUAUAAAAGUACCAAAAGAAAUUAAAGAAUGUGGUUUUACUUUUGCUACAAUAUUAGCAUUUUGUACUAAAAAAAUGGCUAUUGAUGAUUCAUUUAAUUCUAAAUAUUCAACAACUACUAUAUAUUAUUGUAUGAAAGGUAUAGAUUAUAUUAAUGAUGAAAUUAAAAAAGGAAUUAUACAUACAUUUACUGAUGAUGUAUUUCAAAGAAUAUUUCAUAAGACAAAAUUUUUAACAAUAGAAUGGUAUUUAUCAUGUUUAUUAGAAGUUUGGUAUUCAAAAUUAAAUUUAAAUUUUUCAUUUUGGCAACAACCUCAAAAAAAUAAUACUUUAAUUAAUGUAUAUAAAACAUUAUUAAAAAUGUAUACAUAUUUUAUAAAAAAUUAUUCUAUAGAUAAUAGUUUAACUAUGAAGAAUGAAUUUUAUAAUUUUUGUUAUAAUAUAAUGAUAACAAAUACUCAAGAAUCAAUUGCAUCAAAUUAUAGUAUAUUUAUGGAUAAAUUUAGAUUAUUUUAUAAUCAACAAUCAAUUACACAUUUACCCUCAUUAUUACAUUUUCUUAAAUAUUUUGUUACCCAGGAAAAAGUUCACCUUGCAAGCUUCCUACAAUACCAUACAAAUGUUCAUUUUAAAAUUAUAAAAAAAUUAAAAGAUGAGUUAAAAUAUAUUUCAUUUAAUAGUGAUGAAUCAUUUUAUGAAAAAAAGAAUUUUUAA